Messenger RNA from Penicillium cosmopolitanum, 396 nucleotides. RefSeq lists its product as uncharacterized. NCBI's taxonomy places the organism in Eukaryota, Fungi, Ascomycota, Eurotiomycetes, Eurotiales, Aspergillaceae. The record is from RefSeq and is a predicted model, not a curated record. The coding region runs from base 1 to 396 and encodes 131 amino acids. The transcript has a single exon.
AUGUGUAGAACAAGCCUCACACUGGCACCACCCAGGAUUACCGGCUCCUGGGAGAAUUCCCACCCUGUCUUUCUCGGACAAGCCAAACUCUACGUCCUAGCCGACAAAUACGGUAUCGAGCCUUUGCGUCGACUCAUUAUUCUCAAGCUUUAUCGAACACUGAGCACCUUCAAACUGUACGAUACGGGGGUGGUUUCCAUUAUUGAAUUUGUUCGAUUCGUCUAUUUGAACACACCACCGAAUCAUGGCGGCCAGGUUGAUCCUCUGAGAAACAUGGUAACGCGUUAUGUCAUUUCUGUUCUUGGAAAAAUCGGCGAAAAUCAGUAUUUCCAAGAGCUUUUGGAGGACGGUGGUCCUUUCGUCGCCGACUUCUGGCGUAUCAUCUGGAGUGUUUAA